Messenger RNA from Cladocopium goreaui, 594 nucleotides. NCBI's taxonomy places the organism in Eukaryota, Dinophyceae, Suessiales, Symbiodiniaceae. The record is from the annotation of a GenBank genome assembly.
UUGCAGGCCUUCGCAGGUCGCUGUCUGGAAGUGUUGCGGCUGCCCACAGAGGAUGCACAGCUGGUGGCGAGAUGCCUUGUGGAGGCCGAUCUGCGUGGCCAGUCGGGGCAUGGUAUUCAGCGGUUACCAAUGUAUGCGGAUCGCCUGAGAGCCAAGCUGGUGAACCCACAGCCCAAGAUUCGAGUGGAUCGGACGUCGCCGUGCGACGCACCCAGUGGACCCAGGUCCUCCUGCCGCGUCCACGGCGACGAUGGCAUGGGCUUUGUGGUGGCGACCAGGGCUACAGAAGAGGCCAUUCGCAUCGCCGAAGAGCAAGGUCUAGGCUUGGCUGGUGUGCAUCGCUCCACACAUUUCGGAUGCUCCUCACGCUACGUGAUGCAGGCACUGGAGGCGGACAUGUUGAGCUUGGUGUUUACCAACUCCUCACCUGCUUUGCCACCUUUUGGAGGCGCUAAGGCCUUGCUUGGAGCCAGCCCCUUUGCUGCGGGUGCACCAGCGAAUCAAGCGCAUCCCCUGGUGCUGGAUAUGUGCGCCCUUGGAUCGUGGGACUGGGACAGUGCUGAGGCCACCAUGAAUGCCCAGCAAAGACCCUGA